This is a messenger RNA of Impatiens glandulifera, 1468 nucleotides long. RefSeq names its product flavonol 3-O-glucosyltransferase UGT89B1-like. The coding region runs from base 41 to 1465 and encodes 474 amino acids. Gene Ontology annotation, molecular function: UDP-glycosyltransferase activity. The record is from RefSeq and is a predicted model, not a curated record. Lineage: Eukaryota; Viridiplantae; Streptophyta; Magnoliopsida; Ericales; Balsaminaceae. The transcript has a single exon.
CUCAAUUUAGCCAUUGCCCAAAUCAACACAAAGGUAGACGAUGACUUCAUCAUCACCGGCGGCGGCCCAUAUUCUGGUCUUCCCUUUCCCAUCUCCCGGCCAUAUCAUCCCUCUUCUCGAUCUCAUCCGUCAAUUACUCAACCAUGGCCUCACUAUCACAGUACUAGUAACACCUUCUUUCCUUUCUCUCCUCGACCCAUUAAUUUCUUCCACCUCCUCUCUUCAAUUUCACACCCUUGUUCUUCCAAUCUCCGCCGCCUUCUCCGCCCCUCACGCCCGCCUCAUCGAUAAAGUUCGCGGCACAGCCGAUCUUUACCAAAACAUCGUACAAUGGUUCCUUUCCCAUCCUUCUCCUCCCGUCGCCAUAAUCUCCGACUUCUUCCUCGGCUGGACCCAACGUCUUUCCGAACAAUUGGGUAUCAAACGAAUCGUCUUCUGGCCGUCCGGGGCUUUUACAGCUUCCGUUAAUCAUUCCAUGUGGAAGAAUUUACCCAAGAAUGAUUCUCCAGAUAACGAUGAAUUUCUUGUUCGAUUCCCGGAGGUACCGACUUCUCCGGUUUAUCCAUGGUGGCAGAUAACUCAGUAUUGCCGGAAUUAUAAGGAGGGUGAUCCGUAUUAUGAAUUCUUUCGAGAGGGUAUGGUUCUAAAUUCGGAAAGUUGGGGUUUUGUAUUCAAUUCGUUUGAGGAAUUGGAAGGGGUUUAUGUUGAUUACUUGAAGAAAUUGAUGGGUCAUAACCGGGUUUGGACUGUCGGCCCGUUGUUACCCGAUUCGGAUGAGUCUUUGAACCGAGGUGGGUCGAGUUCUAUUCCGAUAACCGAGUUGAUGGGUUGGCUUGAUUCGAAGGAAGAUGGCUCUGUUCUUUACAUUUCAUUUGGGAGUAGAAUUGUGUUAUCGAAUGUUCAAAUGGCGGCUCUUGCGGAGGCGAUUGAGUUAAGUGGGGUGAGUUUUAUAUGGUGUGUGAAGGAUAGAAAGGACUCUGAAAUGGGUUUGAUUCCUGAUGGGUUUGUUGAUCGGACAUCUGAGAAGGGAUUGAUUGUGAGGGGGUGGGCGCCGCAGGUGGCGAUUUUGAGGCAUCGGGCUUUGGGAGCGUUCUUGAGUCAUUGCGGUUGGAAUUCGGUGUUGGAGGGGAUUGAUUCGGGGGUUCCUAUGAUUGCUUGGCCGAUUGGGGCGGAUCAAUUUACGAAUGCUAAACUUUUGGUGGAUAAUCUUGGGGUGGCGAUUCGUGGGUGUGAAGGGGGAGAUGUGAAUGUGCCGGAUGUGAAUGAGUUGAGUCUGAGGAUAACUGAGUCGAUGUUAGGCGGCGGAGGCGACUGCGAUGGGCGGAGGGAGCGGGUGAGGCGGUUGAGUGAGGCGGCGAGGAAAGCUGUUGGGGAAAAUGGUGGGAGUUCGAUAAGGGAUUUGAAUGAUUUUGUUUGUGAAUUGAAUAAUCUUCAAGAUAAGACCGGCGGUUCAAAACUUGAAUAGAUU